Molecule: messenger RNA, 879 nt
Organism: Trypanosoma grayi
Lineage: Eukaryota; Euglenozoa; Kinetoplastea; Trypanosomatida; Trypanosomatidae
Product: putative G-actin binding protein, putative,CAP/Srv2p
Exons: 1
Coding region: 1-879 (292 amino acids)
Biological process (GO): cytoskeleton organization; regulation of adenylate cyclase activity
Cellular component (GO): cytoplasm
Molecular function (GO): actin binding; adenylate cyclase binding
Source: RefSeq, a predicted model, not a curated record
AUGUUCACGUGUUGUGGCAACCGCAGCACUACAACUGAAGCCGUAUCCAGUAAGCAGAAGCAGGAAGGCACGACAAUGCCACCACCACCACCACCGCCGCCGCCACCACCGCCACCGCCACCAAAGGCACAGGCAGAUUCGUCCAACACUGUCGGCGGUGCAGCGUCGGCAGUCUUUGCUGAGAUCCGCGAUGGAGGCGACAACAUCACGUCGCGCCUGCGCCAUGUGACAGACGACCAGAAGGCAUAUAAGCAGAAUAUCCAGCACGGCGCCGUUGACUUCUCCCAACUCGAAGCAAAGAAAGCCGAGGUUGAAGCGAAGCGGAUGCAGCAACAGGGCAAGGCUGCGGUUGCCGCAGCGGUGGAGACCCCAGUGCUGCAGCUUGAGGGUGACAAGCGCUGGGUGGUGAAGCACCAAAAGGGCACGAAUGACAAGCUCAAAAAACUGACCCUUGAUAAGGUGCACAUGCGGCAUGCCGUGCAGAUACACAACUGUGAGUACGCUCUUGUCGAGAUCAAGGGUAAGGUGAACUCUGUCUCGUUGGUGUCGUGUACAAAGGUGCAGGUGGUGAUGGAGAGUGUCGUGUCCUCCCUCGAGGUACUUAAGUCGGAGUCUAUUGACGUGAAGGUGCAGCGUGCCGUGCCGACCGCAUCGGUGGAGAAAAGCAACUCUGUGAACCUGUACCUCAUGGACAAGGAGGAGGCGUACAACACGGAGGUUGUCACGGCGUGCAGCUCCGCUGUCAACGUCAACUUCCCCUCAAAGGAGGACGAGAGCAAUAUCAUCGAGCGUCCACUCCCGGAGCAGUUCGUGUCCAGGAUUGUGCGUGACGCUAAGGGCAAGUACAAGGUCGAGACCAAGCCCAGUGAGGUCGUGUGA